AUUCAGAAAAUCAAUUUCAAUCUUACUGAUUUAAAAAUAUUUCCUUCAAAUCUUAUAACUCUGAUUGAACAAUUACAGAUCAAGCUAUCAAAAUAUUACUUUAUAAUGCUAAAGUUUCCUUUGAUAUAACUUAUAUGUCCUUAUUUCGGAGCAAAGUACUCUUAAGAAACCUCUUUUUCGCAAAAAAGUAUUUAAUGAUUAGUUUAUUAGUUUGAAAUCGAAUACUGAUAUUGAGUGCAGUGAAAUAAUUAGACUUUCAAAAUGUUGCUAAAUGCCCUGAAAGUGACUCUAUUGUUUCUUGUGCUGCUAGCUCAGUGCAACGAUGGAAUGUGCUACAACUCUGGAAGAUGCUUGGGCCGAGGAAGGGGUGGCAUGAACUUCCGGUGUCACUGCCAAAAUGGUUUCCAAGGACAUCGCUGCCAAUAUGAUGUCAAUGAGUGCCUUAUAAAUAACGGGGGAUGUCAUCACUCUUGUUGCAACACACUUGGAAGUUUUUACUGCCGUUGUAAUCCGGGGUACAAACUGAAUGCGGAUGGUAGAACGUGCUCAGACAUUGACGAGUGUCGUAUCCAUAAUGGUGGGUGCCAGAACAAAUGCAUCAACUACGACGGUGGCUACUCUUGCGAAUGUUCCCCAGGACAACGUCUCCAUACUGACGCCAGGACAUGCAUCGAUAUGGUCAGUCUCUGCAGUAUCAACAAUGGAGGUUGUCAACAUAUAUGUGAUGAUAAUGGUAGAGGCGGACGAUGCCGAUGUAGACAUGGAUAUAGGUUGAAUCCAGAUGGACGAACUUGUGAAGUUUUAGAUCCUUGCGGUAGGGAUAACGGUGGUUGCUCUCAGAAGUGUGAAAAUGAUAACGGAAGAGCAUCAUGCAGAUGUUCACCAGGCUACCAAUUGGCAAGAGAUGGAAGAAAAUGUUCAGAAAUAAAUGCUUGCGCUCGAGAUAAAGGUGGUUGCUCCCAUUUGUGUGAGAGCGUCAGUGGUAGGCCUAUUUGUAGUUGUCACCCGGGAUAUCAGCUUGCAAGAGACAGGAGGACAUGCGAGGAUAUCGACGAGUGCAGUGCUAACAGCCCGUGCGCCCAUGUUUGUCAAAAUACUCCUGGAUCCUACAGUUGCUCCUGUCAUCUUUCCUUUCAACUUGGAAACGAUGGUCGCAGCUGUUUCCGUAUUGAAAUGGAAGUAGUGAAUACUUGCGCGGACAAAAACGGAGGUUGUGAUCAGAAAUGCCGCCAUGGACCUGGAGGAGCGAUUUGUAGCUGCUACGCGGGGUAUGAGCUUGAUAGUGAUGGAAAAAACUGCAAUGACAUAGAUGAGUGUCGUAGAGGAUUGUCACAAUGUAAGCAAGAUUGUAAUAACAGCCCCGGUGGUUAUUCAUGUGCUUGCCGCCUUGGUUAUUCUCUUGAUCGAGACGGGAUUACAUGCAAUGAUAAUAAUGAAUGCCUGGUCAAUAACGGAGGCUGCGAUCAAACUUGUGAAAACACUCCUGGGUCUUACAGAUGUCUUUGCUUAGAAGGUUAUAGGCUUUUGCCAGACAAAAAGAGCUGUGACAUAGUUCCGCCUCGACAAGCAGUGUUGAUUGAAACAUCUAGCAGAUCUGACACUCCUCCGCAUCAGAAUUCACCAAGAAUUCGUUUUCAAGUUACACCCCCAACUGUAGUUCCUCUUCUAGAUGAAGAAUUUAGACAGUAUUUAGCUCUGGAAGGACCUGACAUACGACAAACAUGCGAUCGCGGCACUUUUGGUCCAGCAUGCAUGUUCAACUGUGGCGAUUGUCAAAAUGGUGGAAAAUGUGAUAUCAGAGCUCUGAGCUGCACUUGCCAACCUGGAUUCAGUGGUUUGCUUUGCAAUGAAACAUGUUCUCAAGGAACAUAUGGUGACGGUUGCAGUCGUAAAUGCAAAUGCUUGAAUGGAGGUGUUUGUGAUCCCGUAACUGGUGAAUGUGUAUGUCCGGGAGGGGUACAAGGAAAACAAUGUGAAGAAGGUUGCCCUCCAGGUACAUAUGGCGAGAAAUGCGAAAAGCAAUGUCCACAACGCUGUGCAAGUGGGCGCUGCAACCGAAUUUUCGGCUAUUGUGAAUGUGAACCUGGUUUCUUUGGACCAAAAUGCAAUUUACCUUGCCCCGACCACACAUAUGGACCGAAUUGUCGCAGUCAAUGCAAGUGUUUCAAAGAACAUACUCAAAAGUGCAAUGUAAAAACAGGGAAAUGUGAGUGCAAAGUGGGUUUCACCGGCGCUAAAUGUGAGACAGCUUGUCCACCAAACAGAUGGGGUGAAACUUGCCACAAACCUUGCGACUGCUCCUCAGGCACCAUUUGUAACCCGGGUAAUGGAGAAUGUAUGAAGGAAUGUCCACCAGGAUUAAAUGGCACCAACUGCGAUCAAGAAUGUCCAGAAGGAUUUUAUGGAGCCAAUUGCUUGAAAAUCUGCUUAUGUGGAAUGCGAGAAUGUGAUCCGGCAACUGGCACGUGCUUAUGCGAUGCAGGGAAAAUGGGUGACCUGUGCACGGAAAAUUGUCCAAAAGGAAAAUACGGUAAGAGCUGUUUGAAAGCAUGCACUUGUGAAAAUGAAGGAACUUGCAACCCCAAGAAUGGAAAAUGUUCCUGCCCGUCUGGUUUUAUUGGAAAUUCAUGCGAAAAAAAAUGCCCUCCAGACAAAUAUGGACAUCAGUGUCAAAAUCAAUGCUAUUGUAAAAAUGGAGCUUCCUGUGAUCGAGUCAGUGGACGUUGUCAUUGUUCUGCAGGAUGGACUGGCAUUCAGUGCGAUCAGCCUUGCAGUCCAGGGAGCUUUGGCCCUAAUUGUCAGAAGCAUUGCGAAUGUCAGAAUGGAGGUGACUGCGAUAGAUUCACAGGAGAAUGUAUUUGUGCACCAGGGUGGAAAGGCAUCGAGUGCGAAAAGCCUUGCUCUCCAGGUAAAUAUGGCGAAAACUGCGAACAAGAAUGCCAGUGUGAAAAUGGAGCUACGUGUGAUCAUAUUCGUGGGGCUUGUGUCUGUGGACCAGGAUGGAGGGGUACAUUCUGCGAAAAGCCUUGCCUUCGCGGUUUCCAUGGGAUUGAAUGUAGAAAUACGUGCGAUUGCGGCCAUGGAAUAUCUUGUCAUCCAGAAACAGGAUUAUGCCAUUGUCCGCCAGGAAAACACGGAGAUAAGUGUCUUAAGACAUGUCCCACGGGAACUUACGGAUAUGACUGCGAAGGAGUUUGUUUGUGCCAAAAUGGAGCUAAUUGUGAUCCUAGAGAUGGACGUUGCAGCUGUAAACCAGGAUACAAAGGAAGGCAUUGCGAAAAGACUUGUCCUCAUGGGUACUAUGGCCCUCAUUGCUCUAAGAUGUGCUUAUGUAAAAAGGGAGAGCCGUGCCAUCAUGUCACUGGAGAGUGCAAGUGUCCACCGGGAAGUACUGGAAAAGGAUGCGAACAAACUUGCUCUGAAGGGAAGUUUGGAUUAGAAUGCAAGCAAAAAUGCAACUGCCCACAAAAUCACUUAUGUGAUCCAGUGAAUGGGCGCUGUUUCUGCAAGCCAGGAUUUCAUGGACAAAGUUGCAACAAAAUAUGCAUGAAUGGAACUUUUGGACCAAACUGCUCUGUUCGUUGCCUUUGCGAAAAUAAUGCAGACUGUGACCCAUUAUCAGGAGAAUGUAAUUGUAAACCUGGAUUUAUAGGCCCCACAUGUGCUGAAGAAUGUCGAGACGGGUAUCACGGAGAUGCAUGCCUGAAAUCUUGCCGCUGUCAAAAUGGAGCAACUUGUGACCCAGAAACCGGAAAAUGCAUCUGUCCGGUAGGAUUCAUCGGAGAUUCAUGCGAGAAAGAAUGCCCUUCCGGAAAAUUUGGAGAUGAAUGCAGUAAUGACUGCGAAUGCAAAAACAAUAAAUGUGAUCCUAAAACUGGACAGUGUAUCUGCCCUUCUAAUUCUACAGGAAUUGACUGCGGAGAAGGCUGUCCAAGCGGUUUAUUUGGACCUGGUUGCCAAUUUCCAUGCCAGUGCAAACACAACGCGUCGUGUGAUCCAGUGACGGGUUGCUGUCAUUGCCCUAAUGGAUACAUUGGUGGUCAUUGCGAAUAUGAAUGUCCAGAAGGUUGGUAUGGCAAAUCUUGUCUGGAACGUUGCGACUGUGUUGGAUCUCGAUCAUGUCAUCCAGCAACUGGAGCGUGCAGCUGUUCACCCGGUCAGCAUGGUCCAAAGUGUGAUAAAGCAUGUACUCUUGGUUUUUAUGGCCAUGGUUGUCAAGAAAAGUGCAACUGUGGGACACAUCCUUGUGAUCCUGUAACUGGAGAAUGCCAUUGUCCUCCAGGGUUCACUGGACCAAUGUGUACUGAAAUAUGCCGGGAUGGAAAGUAUGGUCCUGGAUGCCAAGAACGGUGUAUAUGUCGACAUGGAGCUACCUGUGAUGCUCUAAAUGGCAAAUGUUCCUGCACAUCUGGCUGGAUGGGUCCAACUUGCGAUAUUAAAGAAGGAUCUAUUGGUACUGAUGAUGAAAUUUUGAAUGGCAUCAGUUAAUCAAAUGAGCUUAUGAGACAUUUUGAAGGAUUAAUCAAGUCAACUCAUUUGUACGUAAAUAAGUCAUCACUUGAGGACGCAUCGUUGCAAAUGAAUAGGAGGAAAGGAAUUUUUCUGAAAAAAAAUAUCUGCAGAAUGAAAUUCUCUUUUGUGUGUUUCACUUUGUGACUGAAUCCAAUUUCAUUUAAAACAAAACUUUAUUUUCAUCAUUCAUGUAAAUUUAGUUAUUUAUGAAAACCUUGAGUGCUUACACUAUCAUCUCUAAUUUGAAAAUAUUUUCAGGAAAUAAGUUAGCCACUGUAAUAGGAAACAGUUCAGUGUUCAAUGAAACACAAAUUUUCACUAAAUAGAGCUUGAUACUACAAUUUAAAAUUUUAUUAUUUAUUGUUUUUUUAAUGACAUUGAAGAAUGUUAUAUAAUAUACUUGAAUCUUUGUUUGAUUUGUGUACAUUUAAAUAGAUAAUUAGUUUAUUUAUUCUUUCAUGAACUGAAUGAAAUUUAUGCACAAUAAACACUUUUCACUUGUUGUUUGGAAAUGGUAUUUAGAUAUACGGUCUCAAAAAAAAAUCUGUUUCUUAAGCAACU
Uloborus diversus is the source of this 5073-nucleotide messenger RNA. Its product is annotated as multiple epidermal growth factor-like domains protein 6. NCBI's taxonomy places the organism in Eukaryota, Metazoa, Arthropoda, Arachnida, Araneae, Uloboridae. The coding region runs from base 262 to 4488 and encodes 1408 amino acids. The transcript has 31 exons. Gene Ontology annotation, molecular function: scavenger receptor activity; calcium ion binding. The record is from RefSeq and is a predicted model, not a curated record.